This is a messenger RNA of Rotaria sp. Silwood2, 1068 nucleotides long. NCBI's taxonomy places the organism in Eukaryota, Metazoa, Rotifera, Eurotatoria, Philodinida, Philodinidae. The record is from the annotation of a GenBank genome assembly.
AUGGAUUUAGGAACAGAAGAUCCAUCAAUACCAAUUCAUGAAACAGCUCGUUGUUUUGGUUGUGGAGCUUCACUUCAAUGUGCUGAUAAAACUAAACCAAGUUUUAUACCAGUUGAAAUAUAUAAACAUUAUCUUUUAACAAAUUUACAAAAACGAACAAGUCAAUGUCAAAGAUGUUUUCUUUAUUACAAAUAUACAAAUGAUAUAUCACAUUGUGAGGUUAAUGAACAAGUUUAUAAAGAUAUUUUAACAGAAAUAAAACGAAAACAUGCUGUAAUUAUAUUAAUUGUUGACCUUCUUGAUAUACCAAAUUCAAUUAGUGGAUCAUGGACACAUCUUGCUGAUCAAAUAACAGAUAAUCAUAAUAGUUCAGCAAAUAUUAUAUUUAUUCUUGGCAAUAAAAACCGUCUGGAGAAUGAAUGUACAAAACGUGGUUUAGGAAAACAUAUUGUUAAAUAUUAUGGUUUAAUUAGUGCUCGAACUGGAUAUGAAAUUGAAGAACUUAUUUCGAAAGUAUUUUUCGUUAUUGGUGGUGUUUAUUUACUUAGUGGUACAAAUGUUGGAAAAAGUAGUUUAUUUAAUAGUCUUAUUGAUUCUGAUCUUUGUCAUAUUCAUGCACUUGAUUGUAUUCAACGUGCAACUCUAUCAAAUCUUCCUGGUACAAUAAUGAAUGUUCUUCGUUUUCCAAUCCAAUUACGAACUGGAAAAAAUCAAUUUAUGCGUGAAGAACGUUUAAAAGAACGCGAAGAAAAUGAAAUUAUUCCUGAUGAAAAUAGUAAUUCAAUUGAAAAUGAAACAACUAUUGAUCGUAUGUUUCUUCUUUGUCUUCUAAUGAGUAAAAUACUAAAGAUAAAUUGUUUAGAAAAUGUUGAAUCAACAGUAAAAUGGCGUCGUCGAUUUGAAUUUGAAAUGAAUUUAUCAAAAAGUGGUGUAUCAUAUACAUAUUCAUCUGGUGAAAAUUCUUUUUAUGAAGAUCGUUCAUUUGAAUCAAGUGAACAUAAUUAUAUAAAUUAUCGACAAAAGAAAAUGCGAGCUUUUAAUCCUGAUUCAUAUAAAGAUGAAAAAUAG